AUGACUACCUCAUCAUCUUUCAACUUCCUCGUCUCUCGGACUUCAUCAUGUUCAUCAUCAGAGUCUGAUAAUAGCAUCAAGAUGUCGAAGAAAUUAUUUGGCAGCGUCAAGGACAAGUUCCGAAAGCGACCCUCUCCUCCCCAGUCACCGGUUCAAUCCGUCGCCUCGGGCGCUGGAACCACAGCCGUCGCCGUACCUCCCAGCCCUUCUGAUAACCCUUUCCGCGGCCGAUCACCCGCCACUCGGCGCCCAGUUUCGAUCAUGGAUGCCCCUCCCGCCUACAACGACGUCGUCGGCGCCAACUCGAGCCUGAGGGUCGGUACUACCGUCCCUCGUGCCUCAUCCCCCGCUCCGUCGGUGGCCAGCCUCAGCACUCGUGAGGAUCCCUACGCAUUCCUGAGCACUUUUGACACCAUCUUCGUCAUUGAUGAUUCUGGUUCCAUGCGAGGCCGCUCUUGGCGCGAAGUGCGAGAGGCUCUCCACACCAUUACGCCCAUCUGCGCGGCUCACGACAGCGAUGGAAUUGAUAUUUACUUCCUAAACCACAAGUCCAAGAUUGCUGCCGACCCCAAUGCCGGAAAGGCAUCUGGAGGCUACCGCGGCUUCAAGAACCCCAGCGCUGUCGAGUCUCUCUUCGAGUCUAUCCAGCCCUUUGGUGGCACGCCCACGGGUACGCGUCUACAAAGCAUCCUCAAACCCUACAUCAAGCUUCUCGAGACGAACCAAGAGGCCAUGGAAACCGUCAAGCCCGUAAACGUCAUCGUCAUCACGGACGGUGUUCCCUCGGACGACGUCGAGUCCGUCCUUCUAUCUGCCGCCAAGAAACUUGAUAAGAUCGAGGCGCCGCCUUACCAGGUCGGCGUGCAAUUCUUCCAAGUGGGAAACGAGCCCGGUGCGCGAGAAGCACUCAAGGAGCUUGAUGAUGAGCUCGGUGAGCAGGUCGAGGGCGGUGUGAGGGAUAUGGUUGAUACUGUUACUUGGAAUGGUCAGAAUGGCCAGGUGCAGACUUUGACGGGUGACGGAAUCCUCAAGGCGGUGCUGGGUGCGGUUGUGCGCAGGUUGGACAGGAGGAGAUGA
Scedosporium apiospermum is the source of this 1077-nucleotide messenger RNA. RefSeq lists its product as uncharacterized. The record is from RefSeq and is a predicted model, not a curated record. The transcript has 2 exons. Bases 1 to 1077 code for a protein of 358 amino acids. NCBI's taxonomy places the organism in Eukaryota, Fungi, Ascomycota, Sordariomycetes, Microascales, Microascaceae.